AUGAAGCUCUUCACUCGAUUGCGAGAAAGACAAAAGAGGAUCGAGAUGAAAGAGUACGAAAGCCAGCGGGAUGAGCUCAAAAGUCUCUAUGAAAAUGACGAUUUACGAUUGGAGAGCGAUGAAGGGAAAGGGGAUGAGGAGAGAGGCACUGAUCGUCUUUUGUCUCGAAUCGCCAUUGUGUUGAAUCUUCUAUUGCUUAGCGGCAAUCUGACAGCCUCAAUUCUAUCAGGAUCUCUUGCAAUCAUCAGUACUCUCGUUGAUUCAGCAAUGGAUCUAACAAGCAACAUCAUUAUUGGCCUCUGUUUGAUUUUGAUUCAAAAAACGAACAAUUUCCACUAUCCACGAGGAAGAGAACGCCUCGAGCUCGUCGGUGUUCUCGUUUGUUCAAUUCUCAUGGGAGUCGCCAACAUCGUUGUCAUCUUUCAAUCGAUUUUGGCAAUUGUUGGAGAUAAUAUGAAUGCUAAAUUGGACUACUUUUCCGGUGGGUUAAUGUUGGCAGGAGCUGGAUUGAAGAUCGUGCUUGCUGUCAUUUGUUUCAAGCGGGGUACUCCAUCAUCAAAGAUUUUAGCAAUAGAUAUGCGAAACGAUGCGGUCACCUGUUUGACAGCGUUUUUCGCGGUGCUCAUCGCUCAUAAAUGGUGGAAAUACGCGGAUCCAAUUGGAGCGAUAUUGGUCUGCUCCGUGAUCGCUUUCAAUUGGUUUUCUCAUGCGAUCGAAAACAUUCCACAAUUGGUCGGAGUGAGGGGAGAGUCGCAUUUGCUCAGUCGAGUCAUCCGCGUCUCGAUCAAACACGAUCAAAGAAUUAGGAAAAUCGAUCAUGCAAUGGUUUACCAAACGGGCUCCACGGCGACUGUUGAGAUCCACAUAGUUCUCGAUGAGAAUAUGCCUCUAAAGGAAACCCAUAACAUUUGCCAUCCAUUGGAGAAGAAAUUGUCAAGAUUGGAUGGUGUGGAAAGAGCAUUUGUGCACUGUGAUUAUGAAUGUGAUGGAGAUCAUUUUAUUGAAGGUUUGUCUUUCAAU
Mesorhabditis belari is the source of this 1020-nucleotide messenger RNA. The record is from the annotation of a GenBank genome assembly. NCBI's taxonomy places the organism in Eukaryota, Metazoa, Nematoda, Chromadorea, Rhabditida, Rhabditidae.